CCGGGAUUGUUCAGUCGCCAGUUGCUCAUUACAGCUCAUACAAUUAGGAAGGCAGCAGCCUUGAUACCAGUAGUAGAAUUUCUCUUUCGUGUUUAAGACUUUAAAGUCAAACUCAAACCUUCAACAUGUGUGACGAUGAUGUUGCCGCUUUAGUUGUUGACAAUGGCUCCGGUAUGUGCAAAGCCGGAUUCGCAGGAGAUGAUGCACCCCGUGCUGUAUUCCCCUCCAUCGUUGGCAGACCAAGACAUCAGGGUGUCAUGGUCGGUAUGGGUCAGAAAGACUCCUACGUUGGAGAUGAAGCCCAGAGCAAAAGAGGUAUCCUUACCUUGAAAUACCCAAUUGAGCACGGUAUUGUCACCAACUGGGAUGAUAUGGAAAAGAUCUGGCAUCACACCUUCUACAAUGAGCUCCGUGUAGCCCCUGAAGAACACCCCGUUCUCCUCACAGAAGCUCCACUCAACCCCAAGGCCAACAGGGAAAAGAUGACACAGAUCAUGUUUGAGACCUUCAACGCUCCCGCCAUGUAUGUUGCCAUCCAGGCUGUGUUGUCUCUGUACGCUUCUGGUCGUACAACUGGUAUUGUUCUUGACUCCGGAGAUGGUGUCACCCACACUGUACCCAUCUAUGAAGGUUACGCCCUUCCCCAUGCCAUCCUCCGUUUGGACUUGGCUGGUCGUGAUCUUACUGACUACCUCAUGAAGAUCCUUACUGAGCGUGGUUAUUCAUUCACCACAACCGCCGAGAGAGAAAUUGUUCGUGACAUCAAGGAAAAGUUGUGCUAUGUUGCUCUUGACUUCGAGCAGGAAAUGGCUACCGCUGCUUCUUCCUCUUCUCUUGAAAAGAGCUAUGAAUUGCCUGAUGGCCAAGUUAUCACCAUCGGUAAUGAAAGGUUUAGGUGCCCAGAAUCUCUAUUCCAACCUUCCUUCCUGGGUAUGGAAUCUGCUGGUAUCCAUGAGACCACAUACAACUCCAUCAUGAAAUGCGAUGUUGAUAUCAGGAAAGAUUUGUACGCCAACACUGUCUUGUCCGGUGGUACCACCAUGUUCCCCGGUAUUGCUGACAGAAUGCAAAAAGAAAUCACUUCCUUGGCUCCCAGCACCAUGAAGAUCAAAAUUAUUGCUCCCCCAGAGCGUAAAUACUCCGUCUGGAUCGGUGGCUCCAUCUUGGCUUCCCUCUCCACCUUCCAGCAGAUGUGGAUCAGCAAGCAAGAAUACGAUGAAUCUGGCCCAUCCAUUGUCCACCGCAAAUGCUUCUAAGAAGUUUACUUUCUUUCUAGCCCUUAACUUAAAUUUUGGAAUAACGACGAAUACGCUGGACGAAACUUGUAAAAUAUAUAUUUCAUUGAUUGCGUGCUUGGUUACCAUAGACACAACAACAAAACCACCCUUUCUCUCUCUCUCUCAGUGAAGCCGGUUCUUUUAGGAUAUAUUUACCAUCUUUUUAUAUAAGGAAAAAUAACUUAACAUUUGAGAAAGAAAACAUCUAAAUAUGGAAGACCAGGAUGGUCGUAUAUAACACAUAUCUGGUAUGAAGGCUGUCUGUAUAAGGAAAACUAAACUGCUAAAAAUCUGAAAAACAAAAAAAAAAAAACUCAAUCCGUAUUUAACGGAAAGGGACUUACCAACGUAAUAGCAUCCAAGAUGACGAACUAAUUGUAAUACCGCCACUAAUUCGUAAAGAGCCUCUUGAUUUAAACUGGCAAAAGAAACAUCUUCACAAAAUAUUUUUUUUUUAUGUUGGGCUAAAAUUCCGAAACCUUGGUGCUUGAACAAAUAUAUUUUCAGAAAAAAUUAAAUAAGAA
Molecule: messenger RNA, 1801 nt
Organism: Octopus bimaculoides (California two-spot octopus)
Lineage: Eukaryota; Metazoa; Mollusca; Cephalopoda; Octopoda; Octopodidae
Product: actin, adductor muscle
Source: RefSeq, a predicted model, not a curated record